UUUCUCUCCCCUUCUUCAGUGACCACCGAGUCCAGUCAGUGCUGCCCAUGUACACAUGGAGUAGAAUCAUCCCCUGGAUAGUCAACACACCAAGGACCACACUCCCGAAGAAAACCGACUUUCCCUCUCCUGGCAGUCAUCAACUGUCCAUAGCUCCUCAGCUGGAGGGGGAGGCUCGUGUGACCCUCCCCUAUUCAUGCUGGAAUGUUAGGGAGACUAUUGGAGUAUGAACCUGACUUGUUUUCAACAUUGAACUUUGUGGUCUAGGAAGUGUCCUGUACUGCACACACUGCACCAUCUGACUGCAGGGUCACAGUCUACACUUAGUCCCCCUCCUCUUCUUAUUCUUUAGGGAUGGAGUUCAAUAUUUAGCUCAGGCACCUAAACCCCAAAUCUUCCUGCCUCAAUCUCAGGGUUACAGGGAUUACAGUCGUGAACAGUGAACUAUUUCUCAAUUGGUUUCUUGAGAUAUAAAAUGAAACUAUAAAUCAAUUUACAUUGACAACCUGGGCGCUUAACAAGCCAUAUCCUGGGCUGUCCUGACCCCGUGUUUGUCCCUUUCUGUGUUAAGCAGAUAUUCGCCUCCUGCUUCUUUUCCCCCAUCUGCUAAACACGCCCCGCCCCCCUCCUCCCCUGCUCUCCAGAAACAGUUACUUUCGUUUUGUGUCUUCUGGAUUCUGGAUGCUGAUUUCUUAUCCUCCUGCACUGGUGUGGGCCUGACUCCUGGCACCCUGCAGAUGGCCCAGAUCUCUGGAAGCUCGCCCUGAGCUGGGGUGCACCAAUCCCAGGGCCCCAUAGGGCCCCUCCCACCACGGCGCCCCUCCCCCACCCCCAUGUCCUCUGCCUGGCAGGCUACUUCCCUUCCUCUUUGGGAGCCGCCCAGGUCUCUGCCCCAGAAGGAGGGCAGCAAAGGUGGCCCAGAAGCAGAGGCUCCAGGACGCUGAGGGGCAGAAGCCAGAGCCUCAGGGGGAAGUUGCAGCUCUCCUCCUGUCCUGUGCACAAGCAGACUGGGCCCCUGCAUCUGACCCUGAGGGUAUGGUGUCCACAGCGGCGGGCUGAGGAUGUACAACCUCUGAUCUCCAAAUGUGUGAAGGAAGGAAGAACCUCUGGAGAUGUCUUCCAAUAAUGACCCUGUUGCAAUCCCGAUGAUAGAAAAAAAUCCCAAUGACCUUCCUGGAAUGGACACCAGUGACCCAGACACAUUGACUGGAGAGGCUGUGUUGAGUUUUCAUAACAUCAGCUAUCGAGAGACAGUGCAGAGCAGCUUUCCAUUUUGUAAAAAAACAGAGGAGAAAGAAACACUAUCAAAUAUCAAUGGGAUCAUGAGACCUGGCCUCAAUGCCAUCAUGGGAACUGAUCGGAGCAGAUCUUGGUUAUUGGAUGUCUUAGCUGCAAGGAAAGAUCCACGUGGAUUAUCAGGAGAUAUUUUGAUAAAUGGGAAACCUCGACCUGCUAAUUUCAAAUGUAUUUCUGGUUAUGUACCACGAAAAGACGUGGUGAUGUGCACAGUGACUGUGAGAGACAAUAUAGAGUUCUCGGCAGCUCUUCGACUUCCAAUGACUGUAACAAAAGAUGAAAGAAGAAGGAGAAUUGAUGAGGUCCUUGAACUUCUGCAUCUGGAUGAAGUGGCAAAUGUCAAGCCUAGAUCUAAGGAGCUCAGGAAAAGGACCAGUAUAGCAAUGGAGCUGGUCAUCGAGCAUCCCAUUCUGUUCUUGGAUAAACCUACCACUGGCUUAGACUUGAGGACUACAACUGAUGUCAUCUCAGUCCUGAGAAGGAUUUCUAUGAGGGGACGGACAAUCAUCUUCUCCAUUAAUCAGGCUCAGUACUCCAUCUUCAGAACUUUUGAUAGCCUCACCUUAGUGGCCUCAGGAAAAGUCAUGUAUCAUGGCCCUGCACAAGAGGCACUGGAGUACUUCACAUCCGCAGGUUAUGAAUAUGAUUCCCACAACAACCCUGCAGACUUCUUCCUGGACAUCAUUAAUGGAGGUUUCUCUGCUAUAUUAGACACAGAGGAAGAAGGCCAAGAUGCUGACAAGUAUAAAGAGCAUUCUCAGAGAUGGCACCAAAUCCCCCAAAAAUUAGCCAAUAUGUAUGCCAAGUCCUCCUUAUACAGAGAAACAAGAACUGAACUGGAUUCACUCUUCGGGGAACAGAGGGCAGAGAGGAGCUCAGCCUUGGAGGAGAUCACGUGUGUCACCCCUUUCUGGAAUCAGCUUGGGUGGAUUAUCCAUCGUUCAUUCAAAAAUUUAAAGAAUUUUCAACAAGUCACUAUGAUUCAGGCAAUUGUUGCAGUCCUACUAUCUGUGAUUAUCGGCAGUGCUUUACGUUUCCUACAAAAUGAUUGUCAUGCAGUCCAGAUAAGGUAAGCAAACCUGGAUCCUGAUUUUGAGAAAAUGCUCUCACUUUGUUCAAGCUUAUAUAAACCCAUUAAGAAUUGGAAUCUGGGCCGGGCGGUGGUGG
Peromyscus maniculatus bairdii (prairie deer mouse) is the source of this 2463-nucleotide messenger RNA. The record is from RefSeq and is a predicted model, not a curated record. Lineage: Eukaryota; Metazoa; Chordata; Mammalia; Rodentia; Cricetidae.